GGUUUCGCGUUUUCUAUUUACCUCACUCGUGUAUCACAUUCCGUAUUAUUGAAUGACGGAGGGAGAGCGAUGUUAGCCAUGGGGUAAAUCUGAAGCAAAAGAAUGGACUUUUGGCGAUUAUUUGUCAUGUAAUCUUCAUAUUAUUCAGUUUACAUUUCAUGGCACUUUUAAACUCAUCAAACCGGUUUAUUUAUUUGCUGAUAACAGUUAACGUUAGUCAUUUGUAGUAGCGAGCAAGCUAACAAACUACCACAGAAAGUAAUGAAGGGAAAGACAUUGAAAAUAUAGUCAAGUAAGGCUACUUCUCUGUUUCGCUUCCGAUCUGACAGUUUUCGCUUUGUUAAUCGUCAACAUUUGAUCUCGGCUAUACGAAGAGGCCUGUAAAUGGAUCCAGCGGUUUUGCGUGAAAGUCCUGCGGGUUCAGGAGCACCUUUAGUAAAGGAGAGAGGAGGAAAUCAGCCGGAGGAGGUGACAGAUGAUAGCAGAGAAGCUGAUGGGGAAUCCGAGGAGACCGAGAUGGAGGGUAAAGACUCUGAGAGAUCUAAAAGGCAAGAUGAAAACUCACUACAUGAAAAACUGACUGAGGAGGAAUUAGAUCCAAGAAUCCAGGUAAACUGAAAUUCAGUCAACGCGGUUUAGUAAGAUCUCACACGACACCGUUUAAGUUGUCAGGAGGUUCGGUCCAGCCAUAGGAGGAUAAUGAGUGAAUCUGUGCUUAAACUCAAGGCGAAAAGUUCAGAACUGGGGUCCUGCAUCGAGAAGGCCAGGCCGUACUAUGAGGCACGAAGAAAAGCAAAAGAGGCCCAGCAGGAGACCCAGAAAGCCGCACUCAGCUUUGAGAGAGCCGUGUCCAUGCACUCGGCUGCUCGAGAGAUGGUCCACGUGGCUGAACAGGGCCUCACUGCAGUCAAGACACUGGAUCCAACCUGGCAAGAGAUGUUGAAUCAUGCUACCUCAAAGGUGAACGAGGCGGAGGAGGAGCGCAUGAAGAGCGAGCGGGAGCACAUGCGUGUCACCCAGCUGUGUCAGGAGGCCGAAGCCCGUGUGCAGGAGCUGCAGAAAUCACUGAAGAGAUCCGUCGUCAAGUCCAAGUCUUACUUUGAGCUCAAGGCUCAGUUCAAUGACAUUCUAGAGGAGCACAAGUCAAAAAUGUUACUGUUAGAGGAGCGUAUUUCCAAAGCCAAGUUAAACUACUCCAGCACCCUGCGCCACCUUGAGCAAAUCAGUGAGGAGAUUCAUGCCCAGAGAGAGCAGGACCAACCAAAGGAUGGACCAAUGAAAACGUGCGGUGGGAGGAGCCCUCCUGUAGGAGCAGAGACAGUCAGCAGCACAGGUACCGAAGGCGGAGCCUGCGGAGGCUACCCGAGACCAAACGAUUGGGUGGAUGGAAAAGAGGGCGUGGCUAAUACCAGAGAGUGGGUGGAGACGCAUAAGAACUCCAGGUGGGUGGACAUGGGAAGAGCAGACGUGACACUCCAGACCAUCAUCUCUGAUCUCGAAAAGUGUGAUUCGGUCAAACACCUGGGCCGCCUCAGCAGUGACAUCAGUCUCUCAGGGGAAGAAGGGGAGAGAGACGGGCUGGAGAAUGAUAAAAAGCGAGUGAGGCAAAAAAACGCACACAUUUCAGAGGAGUUCCUCAAACAACACAUAAGAAGUGUCAGUUUAUGAGUGCGUCCUUGAAUAAUGCUCAUGUUUUAUCGAUUUUAAGCUUGUUUGAGUUUGAGACAGAGUAACUCAUCAUUUUUAUUUAUUGUUGAGCAUUUAACAGUACUUGAAUAGGAGAAAGACCAAAAGAAAAUUAUAUAUAUAUUUCUUUAAUUUUUUUUGAGAGAGAGAGAGAGAAGGUUUUUUACUGUUUGGUAUUUCAAAUCAAGUGGUAAAAGACUGACAAUAUUUGUAAGGGUAGCAACCCUGCAGUUUGAUUAACCUAAUCGUAAUUACUACAAUAUAUUUCUUUUUCAUCCUAAUCAGUACCUAAUGUUUUUCUAUGCAAAUGUAAAAAACCCUGUCUUAAUAAACACACUAUUAUUAUAAUCUCUAUAUAGCUGACAUGAUAAAAUAAGGCCGUUUUGCUUUAUACUUUUCAAAUUUUACUGACCACUGGUGAGCUUUAGUUCGCUUACAGACAUAAUCACACUAUUUGCCAUUAAUCAUUAGCUAAUUUUAGACUCUAAAAUGCCACUGUUAUUUUUCUUAAUUUAAAAUGUAUUUUAUUUUUACAUUAGUCCCAUGCUGACUUUGAAAUAGUGGUUUACAAAAAGUGCUUUGUGUCCAAGUGACAAAUGCAUGCAUGAGGUUUGCUUUAUGUUAGUCUUGUUUGCAUUAGUGCACUCUGUCCUUUUCAUCAGAAGAAACAUUUAUUUCAACCAAAAUACAGGUUUUGUAUUGUUGGAGAGAUGAAGCGUUGAUUCUCAAUUGCAGGGUUUUUAAAAUACCUGCCGCUGAACAUUUGAUGUUUUGCUGUUUAUGGCAAUCACUUUUCUAAGUUUCAGAAUUUAUUUUCAUUUCAUGCAUUUUCAGGUGUUUUUGAAUGCUGUUUUCCUCAUUUUUUGAGAGGCUAUGUUCAUUCAGUGUGCUUUAUACAUCUUUGCUAAUCCUCCAGCAUUGGAUGUUGAUAUUAUUGUCUUUAAUAGUGUUCUGUAUGAAGAUGUGCACAGUGGUGACAUUUGUGACGUCUGAUGGAACAAUAAAUAUGCAUGUAUAAAUUCA
Messenger RNA from Sinocyclocheilus anshuiensis, 2709 nucleotides. RefSeq names its product SH3 domain-binding protein 5-like. The transcript has 5 exons. Lineage: Eukaryota; Metazoa; Chordata; Actinopteri; Cypriniformes; Cyprinidae. Gene Ontology annotation, biological process: intracellular signal transduction. The record is from RefSeq and is a predicted model, not a curated record. Gene Ontology annotation, cellular component: cytoplasm. Gene Ontology annotation, molecular function: protein kinase inhibitor activity.